Molecule: messenger RNA, 1173 nt
Organism: Westerdykella ornata
Lineage: Eukaryota; Fungi; Ascomycota; Dothideomycetes; Pleosporales; Sporormiaceae
Exons: 2
Coding region: 166-1059 (297 amino acids)
Source: RefSeq, a predicted model, not a curated record
CAAUCUCAAAGCUAAUGCCCUAAUAACAGCUAACCUACAGCAUCGCCAUAUUCAGCUUCAGCCAGGUCAAUAACACCCCCAAAAGCGCGCAACCGGCUAGGGUAACAGUUCUCUUACUACUAACCUACCGAACACUCUUCCUGCAGCCCAUUUGUCUCCUUCCACAUGACACCAUUCAGCAUACCCUACUUCGCGGAUGAAGCAAACCUUCCCGCAAGCUUACCCACUGCCGAGGAAAUCGCGUCUUCAACCGACCUGCUCAGUGAGACCGGAGGGCGCAGAGUCGUCGGAGUAGGCGAUCACUAUGUUGUCAAGUAUGGAAUGCGGGUCGACCUACUCGAGGGAGAGACCAUGCUCCUUCUCGAACGCUCGACUACCGUUCCCGUUCCACGUGUAUACGCGAUGUACCAAAGCGCCGACAAGAAGGUCAACUACAUUGUCAUGGAGCGCAUCAUUGGCUCCACUUUGAAGUCCGAGUGGACAAGGUUGGACCAAUCUGCGAAAGAAGCGGUGUCUUUUCAACUUCGAGCCAUUAUCAGCGAGAUGCGAAAGCUGGAGUCCCCCGGAGGAUACUGCAGUGUUGGUCGGCGCGAGUUGUCAGAUGAUCUCUUCUGGACUAACGAUCCGACUAAACCCUUCGCCGGGCCAUUCGAUACGGAGUCGGAUCUGAAUAACGCUGUGAUCGCGAAAUACCUUGAGAGCGGGUAUAGUAGGUACAAGGCGGACCACUACGCGCGAACGUUUGAACAACUCUUCCAAAACCACGGCCCCGUCUUCUCGCAUGCGGACUUCCAGAAAAAGAACAUCAUGAUACGCAAACGCUCAACGGCGGAGACCAUGGAGGAAGAUGGAAUGUGCUGGAACGCUGCCAAUGUGGAGGGUGUCCUCAUCGACUGGGAGUUUGCUGGAUGGUAUCCGAGCUACUGGGAAUAUUCACGAGCGAUUUUGGGGUGCGGGCUCUGGGAGGAUGACUGGAGCUACUGGGUUGACCAGAUUCUGGAGCCGUUCCGGGUGGAAUAUGCAUGGACGGAACAGCUCUUUAGGGAGCUAUGGUCUUGAAAGGAUCUAGAGGAGCGGAGGGAAGUAUGCUACCGCUUCCGCCCUCUUGGAGAGCCUGCUAUCAAGCUCUCCCAUCUCUCGAGUUUUCUCUUUUCCCCCACUUUUGUAGUGGUU